Messenger RNA from Carassius auratus (goldfish), 1499 nucleotides. RefSeq names its product gastrula zinc finger protein XlCGF8.2DB-like. Gene Ontology annotation, molecular function: RNA polymerase II transcription regulatory region sequence-specific DNA binding; DNA-binding transcription factor activity, RNA polymerase II-specific. Gene Ontology annotation, biological process: regulation of transcription by RNA polymerase II. The record is from RefSeq and is a predicted model, not a curated record. The transcript is spliced from 3 exons. Lineage: Eukaryota; Metazoa; Chordata; Actinopteri; Cypriniformes; Cyprinidae. The coding region runs from base 142 to 1101 and encodes 319 amino acids. Gene Ontology annotation, cellular component: nucleus.
CUUUUAUUUUGGCUUGAUGUUGUGACGUCAUAAGUCUGCGCCGCGCUCCUGCUUCUGUAUUUCAGAUCAGCGAAGAUUGUCCGCACACAGAGAAACAAACACUGGUGAAACAGCUGAGAUUCAUGACACACGGUUAUAAAGAUGGCCUUUAUUAAAGAGGAGACUGAAGAAGUGAAGAUUGAAGAAACAUUGAGUCUGAAACAAGAAGAUACUGAGGAACAAACAGACCUGAUGCCGCUGAAAGAGGAGUGUCAAGAAUUUAAUAAAAAGGAAGAACAAAAUCUGUAUGAAAAUUUUGAUUUCACAACUGGAGAAAAAACUUCUGGUUGCUCACUGACUGAAAAGACAUCCACACAAAAUGGAAGUCGCUCCUGCAUUCAGUGUGGAAAGUUUUUCUCAAGCCAUGCAUACCUUGAUGUCCAUAUGAGUAUUCACAAAGGAGAGAAGCCUUUUACAUGCAAACAGUGUGGAAGGAGUUUCACUGCCAAAGGAAGCCUUAACCGGCACAUGAUGAUUCACAUCGGAGAGAAGCAGUUCUCCUGCCAAGAAUGUGGAAAAAGUUUCUCUAAUAGGGGUCACCUUGAAGACCACAUGAGUGUUCACAAUGCAGAGAGAGCUUUCACCUGCUCUCAAUGUGGAAAAGGUUUCAAUCAAAUAAACUUUCUUAAAAAACACAUCAUAUAUCACUGUGGAGAGAAGCCCUACAUAUGUCCACAGUGUGGAAAGAGUUUUAGACAUAAAGCAACAUUGAAAACCCAUUUGAGAGUCCACACUGUAGAAAACCCAUUUGUAUGUUGUCAGUGUGGAAAGAGCUUCAGAUAUAAAGCAAGAUUAAACAAACAUUUGAGAGACCACACUGGAGAAAACAUGUUCAAAUGUGGUAAGUGUGGAAAGGGCUUCAGAGAUAAAGCAACAUUGGACACCCAUUUGAGAGACCACACUGGAGAAAACCCAUUCGUAUGCGAUCAGUGUGGAAAGAGCUUCAGAUGUAAAGUAAAUCUUACAAUGCACAAAAGAGUUCACAUUGUUCACAAACCAGAUGGACCUGAAAUGUCAGUUGCAAUCCCAUCAGUAGCACACUGUUUUCUAUUAAAAAAGUAAUAUACUGUAGAAAAUGAUGCAUUCUGGCCAUUAUCUUCCAUUUUCUGUGAUGGCAAAUUUACUGGUAAUUAAAGGGAACCUAUUAUGCCCUUUUUUUUUACUAGAUGUAAUAUAACAGGCAUCCCCAAAAUGUGUCUGUGAUUUCAGCUCAGAAUACCCCAUAUAUCAUUUAUUAUAUCACUGAGAAUUACCAUUUUUGAGUGGAAGCAAAAACAUGCUAUUUCUGUGCUUUUCUAUGAAGCUUUUAAAUGAGCUUCUCAGAAUAAGGUUUUACCUUUACAGCUUAUGUCUUGGAUAGUCUACCAAAAUAAAACGCAUAUUUGUUUUUGAUUAUCAUGGGUCCAUUCUUCAUACCUCACUUAAAGGGUUAGUUUACCCAGAUAGCAAAAUUAUGUAAU